GAUUAGCAGAGAGCUCGCUGCGUUCCCCCACCAUCUUCCAACCUGUGCGUCGCAGUUAUGGACUCUGGUGAACUGCGGUAUACAUAACAUUUUAGUACCAUUGUAAUUUUGACUGUGUUCAAAGUGAAUCGUACUCCAUAUAAUGUUUGUAAAUAAUACGCGAUGUGACCUCUGAUUUAAAAAAAAAAUACAUAUUUUAUUUAUAACUCCAUUAUGUGAUAUGUUUAACAAAUGCUUCAUAUGCAGAAGCAAGUAUUGAACCAAAAAAUUAUCAACUUUUAAAGAAUAUCAGGCGACUCUUGAACCGGCAAAUAUGAAAACUGAGAUAUCUUGGAAACGUCGUUUAUUAAGAAAAAAAUUGAAAUACACACUGAUCUGCGUUUUUAUAGCAGCUAUUAUUUUCGUAAUACAUCAGCUGGUUUAUUUCAAAGAACUUAAUCAGGCAAUUGUAGGGAAAUUAAUUAGUGGAUCCGUAAGAACGUCUAAUUACAUUGUUACUGGUAAAGUACAUUCAAAAUGGAACGACCUCUCACAUUCUAAACUUUUACGUGAUAAACAAGGUAAAACUGUAUCAUUGCGUGGAACACGCGAUCAGGAUAUUUCAAAAUACCUACCAAAUGCCCAAGGAGAAUUUGUAUGUUUUACUUCUAAAGAUAAAAUAGACUUCUUUAAAAUUAACGACAAUUAUUGUGACUGUCCCUUGGAUGGUAGCGAUGAGCCUGGCACUAAUGCAUGUAACAAUGGUGUGUUUCAUUGUGAAAUUUCAACCUUGCACUUUCCAGUAAAAAUACCAUCUUACAAAGUUAAUGAUGGAUAUUGUGAUUGUUGUGAUGGAUCUGAUGAAUGGGAUGAAGUCAUAUUACCUUAUUCAAACAAUGUUUUAAGAAAAUAUCAAUCAAGCCAAGCGAUGCAACAUGAUUCAGAUUCCAAUAGAACAGUAUGGAAUCCUUCACAAAUAUUUAAGUGUCCCACACAUUACAAAUAUGCUGUAGUUAUACUGAAUCGUCCUCUUUAUUGGAAGCAUGACAGUGUCCUUAGGAUAUGGGAAAAGGCACAAAUUAAUGUUACUGUUGAUGGUGGAACACAUGCUUGGUUACAUUACUUAGAAGAGCAAGGUAUAGAUGUCUUCAAUGGAAAGCAUAAUGAAUAUAUACCAAACUUAAUUACUGGAGACAUGGACAGUUGUAGUCCAUUAAUCCUAGAGAGGUUGCAGUCCAUAGGUUCAAGGGUCAUAGAAACAAUCAACCAGGAUUAUACAGAUUAUACAAAAGCUUUGAUUCAGUUAGGACAAUAUGCUCAAAAGGAAAAUAUAAAUUUAAACGGAAUAUACGUGUUUGUAGACUCAUCAGGAAGAUUGGAUCAUAUUAUUGAAAAUCUUAAUACUCUUCAUAAAAGUGAUAAGCUCAUUGGACAAUACAUUCCGAUAAUACCGGUGAUUCAAAUAGCAAGUAAUUCAUUGACAUGGAUUUUAAAGCCAGGUUUCCAUACUAUAAUUAUUCCUAAAAUCUUGGUCCAGAGUAAUAGCUGGUGUGGACUUCUACCAAUUGGUGCACCUGUUAACUGUAUAACAACAACUGGUUUAAAGUGGAAUUUAAAUCGUGCGACUUUACAAUUUGGUGGUUUAAUAAGCUCUUCAAAUACGUAUGACGAUUGUUCUGAAGUAACUAUAAAUACAGAUUCAUCAGUAGUAUGGACUAUGGGUAUCGAAGCACUCGACGAAGAAUUGAAUUGCAAAAAAUGUUGUCAUUAGAAAAUGAUAUUUCUAUUUAGUUAAUCAAUUUUGAACACCUACAGUACCUGAGGUAUAAUAGCAGACGGGCUUUUUGGUAUUACAAUCCUCGGAUGGCGAGUAGCCGGAGUAACGAAGCAUUGGUACCAUCAGGUCUGUGCUAACCCAAGAUACAUUUCUUUCAAAUUUAAUUCUGUAUAUAUUGCUUUUAUUAAAAUUAAUUUAUUUUUUUAAAUCUCAUUAAAACGAAAAGACAAUUAUGAUGGAUGGUCACGGGCAACGUAGGCUUCCUUUGUACAUUGUAAAUAAGUAAUUGACAAAUCACAGUGUAAAUAUUUUACACAAAUCUAGAAAUGGUGAUUGAAAGUGAUAAAUACUUAAUAAUAACGCCGAUGCCGCCAUCCAAAAAUUCAAAGAAAAAA
Molecule: messenger RNA, 2151 nt
Organism: Osmia lignaria (orchard mason bee)
Lineage: Eukaryota; Metazoa; Arthropoda; Insecta; Hymenoptera; Megachilidae
Product: thiamine pyrophosphokinase 1
Biological process (GO): thiamine metabolic process; thiamine diphosphate biosynthetic process
Molecular function (GO): protein binding; ATP binding; thiamine binding
Source: RefSeq, a predicted model, not a curated record